Messenger RNA from Eruca vesicaria subsp. sativa (arugula), 1718 nucleotides. The record is from the annotation of a GenBank genome assembly. Lineage: Eukaryota; Viridiplantae; Streptophyta; Magnoliopsida; Brassicales; Brassicaceae.
GCAAAGUUCUGGUGCUUCUCCCCGCACCCUAACAAUCGAUUAAAAACUUUCUUCUCCGGCGAAAUCACCAUCUCCCUUAACCGGCGAAAUCACCAUCUCCGACUAUCAAAUCGAGGUUUGAUUUUGACGAAAAUCUCCAGCUAAAGAAGGAAGCUUUGAGAGAUGUCAUAUGAAAGCAAAGGUUUCUGGGUUCUGAAGAACAAUGAGAAUGCAAGUGAGGAAGAGGAAGAACAACACUCUGGGUAUAAUGAUCAUCCACCAAAGCGUCCUCAUCCUUGGUUUAACGACUCUUCUCGCUCCGAGACUUUCCCUAACAAGAAGCAAGCUGUAUUGCAAGAGCCAGGGAAAUCCUCAAAUGUUGUAGUAGGAGGAGGUCUUCCUCUAUGGGAGACUUCAUCUGUUUUUCAAUCCCAGUUCAUGGAUAGGCUUCUAGGCAGCACUGAGAUGCCUAGACCACUUUUGUUUGGUGAUAGAGAUCAUAGAACAGAACCCAAGAGUUUUAUGGAAGAUAGGUCUGUUGAGUUGUCUAUAUCUAAUGAAAGUUGUUUUGGUGGUGGUGGUGGUGGUGGUGAUGGGAGUAGGAAGCUUCAAGUUAGUCGUGUCAAGGAGACAAUGAGUGGUUUACUAGAUGGUAGGAAAAUGGAGUCGUCGGAGUCUUCGAUUAGAGCUUGUGGCAGAGAGAACGAGAGUGGUAGUAGUUUUGUGGAUUUUGCAAUUGAGAGUCAUCAUCCUUAUGGGAAUGAGGACACUCAUGGGAUCUCAUUUGGUGUUGUUGACUCCACUUCUAAUGUGGUUGGGAACUAUCAGUCUUAUGUUCAAGAUCCACUUGGAGGAUCGGAUAUUGUUUAUGGUCAAGAAACCGCGCAGACGAGCAGCGAUGUUGUAAGUGAACAGCAACAGCAAGUGAGUAAACAGAGUUUGGAGUGUCUUCCAAAGAGUAAGACGUCAAAGAAGGAAGCUUCCACAAGCUUUCCUUCAAAUGUCAGAAGCUUGAUAUCAACUGGUAUGCUCGAUGGCGUUCCUGUGAAGUACAUUGCUCUCUCUCGUGAGGAGCUUCGAGGAGUCAUCAAAGGGUCUGGCUAUCUCUGUGGAUGUCAAGAUUGCGAUUAUACAAAGGUGCUUAAUGCGUAUGCAUUUGAGAGACAUGCUGGAUGUAAAACAAAGCAUCCAAACAAUCAUAUUUACUUUGAGAACGGGAAGACUAUUUAUCAGAUAGUUCAGGAACUUAGGAAUACUCCAGAGACUAUGUUGUUUGAUGUUGUUCAGACUGUCUUUGGUUCUCCUAUCAACCAGAAAGCUUUCCGCAUAUGGAAAGAAUCAUUCCAAGCAGCAACUAGGGAACUUCAGCGUAUCUAUGGCAAAGAAGAGCGUUGCUUUUGAUUGUAUUCAUAUUACAUUAUGUGGAGAAUUGUAAGAUUGUAAACUUUUUGCUGAAUCUUAAUGUAUAAACUUCUCUUUGUAUUUGCUUUAAUUGUGUAUAUAGAGAACCUUUACAAAGCUUUAAGAACUGGUUAUGUAACAGAGAAAGCAAAAGCUAAGAAGAGGUAUUUAGUUAUGAGCAAGAGUCUUACAAUCUAUCCACACAAUCAAUAUGGUUUCUUCAAGAUUCUACUACUACCCUCAUUACAAAUCAGUUUCUUAAGUUCCACAGCAUGCAGAGUUCUGUUGUCCUGAUCCAGAAGCCUUGUCUGUUUGGUUCAUCCUAAUUGUCGCAGGCU